Molecule: messenger RNA, 3937 nt
Organism: Perca fluviatilis (European perch)
Lineage: Eukaryota; Metazoa; Chordata; Actinopteri; Perciformes; Percidae
Gene: znf512
Product: zinc finger protein 512
Exons: 16
Coding region: 323-3001 (892 amino acids)
Molecular function (GO): zinc ion binding
Source: RefSeq, a predicted model, not a curated record
UGCAUUAAACCCCACAAAGAAUAAGACGAAGAAGAAGAAGCAGGAGGGCGUUCCGCUGAAGAGCAUACAAAUACAGUAUGGUGAAUUAUGCAGGUGUACGUGCUUCACAUUUAGAUGCUGUCAAAGCUCAGGUUAUUGUCUAAAGAGUUUGUUUACAUCCCGGAGCCGCGGCCUUCCUUGAUGUUAGCCUUCCUGGUGUCACCACUGGCGGGGGAAAGGCGACAGAGGAGGCCAGGCUCGCAGACAUGGAGGCUAGCCGUCUUUGCAGAGGGAGCGAGCUGUAGGACGUGGUGAUUUCUACGGGGGUGUUGGCACUCCUAGAAUGGACCCUGCAAACACUGGGGGGGAUAUGUCACCUUUGUACGUGCCAAGAAAGAGAAAAUCCAUCCAGUCGCAACCUAAAGGUGGAGUGCCAUGUCCAGUUGUUCAGCGAUUACCAGAAAGAACGUGCGACUUAAACUCAGUUGGAUAUCCCAAGAAUGACGAGUCUGAAGCCCAACAUGGUCUAAAGAUGAAGAGAACUUAUGGCAGAAAAAGGUACGAGGACCUCCAGAGUGUUUCCAUAGGAGCAGUGGAUUACCCAACCACCAGCUGCUCAGUGAUGUCAUCGGGUGGCCUGGCCAAUGGGGCGGACCCAGGGUCCAUGGCCCCGCCCACUGCAAGGCUGCCACCAAGGCUGGGGGCGAAGGAUGUGUGGCCUCAAGGCCCCGAGACGGGCAGGGAGCAGCCCCAGCCUCAGGACCACAGCUGGAACUCCAGCAGGGACAGAGGCCCCGACGCCUGGGCCCCCGGUAGAGACCGCCCGCAGGAGCAGGUCUGGAACUCUGGCAGAGACCGAGCGGGACACUCGAGUCAAGACCAGACAUGGAUUCCAGGCAGGGACAGGGCCCACACCGGACCGGACCAGGCCUGGAUGACGGGCCGGGACCGAGGUCCAGAGCAGGGCUGGGCGGCCGACAGAGACCGAGGCCAGGAUCAGGCCUGGAACGCAGGCAGGGAUCCGGGAAGAGACCGGGCCUCCUCAGGGCCAGAGCAGGCGUGGGGAACUGGCCGAGGCCAAGACCAAGGCUGGAGCAACACCAGCAGAGACAGAGAACAUGUCUGGAGACCUGACUUGAACAUGAAGAAAGUCCAGAGAGUGGAGAUGGAGCGAAGCCCGCCAGUUAAUAACUUCACACAGCCACCAGAGGGCAGAGACUCUUGUUCAGAUGCAGCCAGUGUUGGGGAGGCUUCGACGGCCCCACCCAGCGAGGAGCAGAAACCCCUCGUCCCCUCCACCAAGAAGGAGCCUCCUACCUACCCUCCGGGAAGUCAAGAGGAGCGUUGGCAGCUCCAGAUUGUGGCCAAAGGCAGAGUCACCUGUCCAAAAUGUAAAAGUGUGAGCAGGAAGACUGUGGACGGGCUGAAGAAGCACAUGGAGAACUGCAGACUGCAACCGUUCACCUGUCAACACUGUGGGAAACAGCUAAAGUCUUCAACGGGGAUGAAGUACCACAUCAUGGCUGACCACAGCCACCUGCCCUCCGCAGACGAUGCCAAGGACCUGGAUGACCGUGCCAUCAAAGACAAACUGCGCAAAAUCCUAAAGAGACUGGGCAAAUUAAAAUGCUCUAAAGAGGGCUGUAAUGCUGCCUUCACCAGCAUCAUGGGCUAUGUGUACCACAUGAAGAAAUGUGGAAAAGAGGAGUCUGAGCUGGAGAAGAUGCUGCUCAAUUGCUCUCACUGCGGGAAGACCUACAAGUCCAAGGCUGGUCUGGAGUACCACCUGAAAUCCGAGCACGCUCCUACGCCCCAGAAGAGCGAGGAAGACGAGGCUCUGAAGGCCCACAGGGAGGCCAACCCAGAGAGGACGGCCAGCGGCAGGGUGCAGCGGGCAUCGGCCCAGGUGGCAAACUUCCACUUGGCUGAGAUCGCCAACAACGAGCUGCCCAAAGACUGGCCCAAGAGGAAGUUUCAGUCGGACCUGGUGCCAGAUGACAAAAAGUUGAAAUACGCCCGGCCAGGCCUGCCUGCCUUCAGCCAAGAGGUGCUGCGGAAAUGGAAGAAUGAGGUGAAGCUGCAGAGGAAAGUCCAUUGUCCCAACCAGGGUUGUGGCUCCACCUACACCAGUGUGUCCGGACUGAAAGCCCAUCUGGGACUCUGCACGAGGGGCGACUUUGAGGCUGGUAAAUACCGAUGUCUGAUCUGCAACAAAGAGUUCAACUCUGAAAGUGGAGUGAAAUACCACAUCAACUCUGUCCAUUCGCAGGACUGGUUUGUGACCAACAAAAAGGCCUCCAAGAAAUUUGAGAAGUUCCUCAAAAGCCAGCCCAAAGAGUCUGUCCAUGAUGUGGACAAGCAGCUUGUCGAUCACUACCAGCAUCACCAUCAUCAUCAUCUCCAUCACCUCCAGCAUCCUCAUCCUCAUCAUCAUCAUCAUCAGCAGCAGCAUCACCACCACCACCACCAUCACCACCAUCAGCAGCAGCAGCAGCAGCAUCAGCAUCACCAGCUCCAGCACCAACCCAUGCAGCACCCUCUGCAGCCACUGCAUCACCUCCAGCACCAGGCGCAGCUUCUCCACCCAGAGCACCAGAACCUCCAUCCGCCGGUGGACACCCAGCUCCAGCAGCCCAUGCUGCACUACACCCCUUUGGAGCCUCCACCCGGACCCAUGUGGGUGGACAUGGACCAGGGGGGUGGAGCCGUGCCGGACCCAGAGCAGGCCCCGGUGGAGACGGACAAACCCGGAGAGGACAGCGGCGGGAUGGUGGAGGGGAAAAGGAGAGAGAAGGGGGAGAGGGGGAAGGCUGACGGGAAGCGGAAGGAUUGCUUUGCUUUUGGCGGUGGCGGUGGCGGUGGCGGUGGCGGCGUUGGCAGCAGCAGCAAUACGGGCAGCUCAUCCAGCGAAUCAGAGGUGGAGCAGCAGGACAGGCAGAGACAGAUCGACCAGUGGAAUCUGAAACGGCCAGACAUCAUGGAGCCCCACCCUGAGGCUGGAGAGGAGCAAAGGAACGCUUAAAAAUACACCUAAAUCCACACCUGAAAUGCACACUUACACUCGUCGUAGCCAGAGCCGAGUUUAACAGAGGCAGAAAACGAUACGGUCGAGCGUCCGUCCCUAUUUCAUUAGCUGUGACGACGCGACGUAGAAGAAAACAAACCGCUUUCCACAAGACGCGACAGGUGAGGGGGCAGCUGGCGACUACACGACCUACGAUCUGUAACUUUUAAAAGUUUGAGAAGAUGACGAUGGAAACCUUCAGAAGACCCUCGCUGAGUCAGCAUGGAUACGAGUCUGGUUUAGAGGCCGUUUCUGUCUCGGAACGGUAGUCGUCGUAUAGCCUUGAGAAAUGUAGUAUACCAGUUAUCUGUGUGUUGAUUCUUUUCACCAACCCUUUAAAUGUGUCUUAUUCUUUCAAAGCCAGUUUGAUAAACCCCUUUCCUGUUUUUUCAUGAUUACCUUAAAGGGAAAUAGUUACUUUAACCUUAAGAGAGGCUGCUACAGUAUAGUAUUUUAUUAGACCAGUCUAGUCGCUCUCUUUCUCGCUGAAAAGAUUUUGUGCCUCUUGAGUAUGAUCUGUGUCACUUCAUACUACUCGUCAUCACUUUAACUUACAACCGAUCGGCCUCUUCUGGGAUUCUCCUUACCCUGUCCCUCCCCAUGCCGUGUUUUCAUCAGCGAGAUUUUGACUAUGUUUAUUUUUUCCGACAGCGAAUACAACUCGGCUCAUGACCGGCAUCGCGUUGCCGUUCGUAAGCCGAGUCUGCUGGCAGCUUGAGGUGACAUCUGUGUAGUGGUCCAGUGCAGUUAAGAGUUUAAACAAAGCAAAUCACAUAUGAAAGAGCAAAUGAAGCAAAUCCAUGGCAAACAAUUUUAUUUAUUUUUUUUAAGUUUACAUUACGUACAUUAAAUGUAUAAAGGUGCUCUAAGCGAUGUUGGGUGACGUCACUUCUU